AUGGCUCAAGACAAUGCAUCGAAAUGGUUAGCUUUGGUGGUAAACGAUGUCGAUGAAGUAGUCCUACAUGGAUUAGCCGGAGUCGAUGCGAUGCGAUCUACUCUUCCUAUGACAAUGAUCGACACCUCAACUGUCGAGAUAAGCAAACUCGCUAUUCUCUCAUGGCGCUGGGAUAUAUGGCACGAUGGAGAGCUUCGACCCUCUCGCAACAUUCUAGCUGACGUGCGCGUCGCGAAACAUUAUGGUAUCGAGUAUAUAUUCAUCGAUUGUCUGGCUAUCGACCAGACGCUGGAUGAACAUCAGCUUAUGGAGCAGGUUCUGUCUUUCUCGAAAAUGUACCAAAGGUUACCUGUCAUAGCGGCAUACGAUAUGAAGGGAGAAGACUACGUUAAUACCAUGCGUCGUCCAUGGAUAAUGAGCGAAACCAGGGCCCUGAUCAAAAAUCCAUAUCGAAUUAUCUAUGCGGGCCACGAGACUGAUCGAAGCGAUCAUGAGCAAAUAAACGACAUGGUCGAGAUAAGCUGGCAGUCGACAUUUUUGUCAACAGCGCUCUUACUUCUAUUCGGAGAGAUCACUAUGAAGUGUCUUUCUGACUUCAAGUUCAUUAUGCCAUUUUAUGCACGGGUUCUGACCAAAGCAUUUGAGCAGAUGAGUCGGAAUGAUUAUUUGCUUACUAUCGCACUGCUCUGUGCCGUUGAUAAAGCGUAUGAGCGUAAUGAGGGUGGUCACAAUAGAGAUGGUGAGGACUGGAACAUCUCAAAUCUUGAUUUCGACCAGUACAGCCUGAGGGUCCAUGGGAAGCCCGUCUCAUGGACUAUGAUGGAGUUGUACCUUAUGGGUACUUAUGUUGGCUUGUUCAUAUAUCACCGCGAGCUGCAUCAGCACUCGGUGGAGAUAUUGACUGACCAAACCACUGCGCGUACGAUAUUCACGACACUUGGAUUAGAGGGGGCAGAAUGGGAAGACUUUAUGGCAAAUGAAUCGGAGAGGGAACAGUUUUCGCUGCUUAUGCGACACACUUCUAGACUCCCAAAAAUUGAGUUCAGCGUUGCAGAUGUAUCCCCUGCUCCUGCUUUUGGGGUAAAACGGGUGAACAAGCGUUGGUAUGAUUAUGACUCUUAA
This is a messenger RNA of Glarea lozoyensis ATCC 20868, 1122 nucleotides long. RefSeq lists its product as uncharacterized. NCBI's taxonomy places the organism in Eukaryota, Fungi, Ascomycota, Leotiomycetes, Helotiales, Helotiaceae. The transcript has a single exon. Bases 1 to 1122 code for a protein of 373 amino acids. The record is from RefSeq and is a predicted model, not a curated record.